Molecule: messenger RNA, 4580 nt
Organism: Dimorphilus gyrociliatus
Lineage: Eukaryota; Metazoa; Annelida; Polychaeta; Dinophilidae
Source: the annotation of a GenBank genome assembly
AAAAGUCUAACACAGUUGGAAAGCUUGAAUAGCAAAGCCUUUCUAAAGCCAAAUGGGAACGACGACGACAACAACAUGAAUCAUAGAAUGGUAGAUCUAUAAAGAGAUUGCUGAAAACAAACUAUUGAGUGUAGAGGAAUACAAAAGGUCUUGUGAAUAUAUUACAUAUGAAUCUAUGGAUUGUUAAAGUAUAAUGAUUACGUUAUUCGAUGUAAUAAGGUAAUUUUUCUGCGUGGAACGUGUAAAAUGUUCCACCUCGGAAAAAUUGGGGAAUUUGGUAAUAGCGAAGAUAAGUAUAUUUCGAAGUGGACAAAUCAUUCUAAGAUUAUAAGUCCUGUUCUUUGGAGGGUGCAAUCUUAUGUAAGGCUGAAGAUUUGCUUUUUGAGGUAUUCUAGCUGGCAACGGUUGACAUGUGGUUAUUAGAGAAAGAGCCAAAAAAGUAGCUUCUAACGGCCAUAUCGUCGAAUUCAGGUGAUGUAUUUCCUGUCGCAACCAGAGUCAAUGAUAUAUAUGUGAAAAAAAAUUAUAUGUAUAUAUUGUUAUUAAAUAAUUGUGGCAUUUUAAAAAAAAAUACAGAGCUGCGGUAGCAAAAACUUGUGAAUUUUUUUUAAUUUAAUAGGGAAAUCGUUUCCCGAAAACAAUGUAGAUUAUAUAAUAAUUUAAGAAACAGACUACAACAGUGGUAAAUCUACUUAGUGCAAAUGUUCUUCUCUCCUUCAUUUAGUAUUUCUUACUUGGUCGACAAAUAUCUUUAAAACUUCUGAUUUACUAUUUGAUAAGAAUGUUUGUUGCAUUCAAUUUCUUGAUAAUCCAUUAUUUUAUUUAGUUUCUUGAAUAAUGCUUUUAUUUCUUAAUGUCUUAACGACGCUAAAAUUAGGAUAAUUAGGGCAAUUUAGGAUAUUAUGCAAUCUAAUAUUCUCGGCGAAGCCUUAUUUGAAAAAAAUACAGAUGGCGCUUGAUGAUGUUAUGACAACAAAUACUAAUACACCGUUAUGGGCUCAGCUCCCAGUAAAAAAAAUUUCACACAACCGAAAUCGAGCUCCGAUUCUAGUGACAAUAACAAACCAGAAGAUUUAGAUUCAAUCACAGAUAUUGCUGUUGACUCAGGACCAGACGAAUAUGAGGCUGAAAAAAUUCCAAUAAUAGAAAGGCUCAAACUAGUUCAACCUUUUGAUAGAAAAGCUUGGUUGGAAUAUGCCAGUCAAAGUAAAACCGUUUUUGGAGAUUUUAGGAUUCUAUGGGAACAAAACGUAAAGGCUCAACGAAAUGUAUUUAAUGAUAUAAAAAUAGUGAGCGAUAUACCUAAAUUAUUUAAUACUGUGCUCGAAAUGUUCUUCUUAGAUGAUGACAACUUUUCAUUUCCUAUUGUUAAAGAUCUCACAGGAUUUAUGCAUAACGCUUCACACUUUUCUUCAAAAUUUUCCAAGAUGAUUUUUAAUGAAGGAUGCGUUGAUCUUAUCAUGAACAGAAUCAUUUCAAAUUGGAGAUUAGCCAUUGAAACUCUCUUUGAAAGUGACUUUAACGAAAAGUGUGGCAUAAGUAUUAACGAUAGAUUUCAAGUACUAUUCGGAUAUUAUGGAAUACUUCAUAAUGUAAUAAGACAUAAUAGUGAAACCCGAAUUCCAUUAAGGAGUCUGGGACUUUUGGAAAAGGUGAACACGUGCAUUGAAAGCUUGAAUAAAAUAAAAUCUAUUGCACCUGCAGAAUUCUUGAAACUUAGUUGCUAUUUUAUCCUGGCGUACUUGAUUACGGAAGGUGAGCAAGAUCUUGUGGAGACGAGUCGGCUAACUCUUACAUAUAUUGUAACUAUACUUUCAAGCGCUUUAAAAUAUGAGAAUCAUCAUUCAUCGGAUUUCGGUUUCGAUUCAGAGGAGACUCUUCUAGCAAUCAAUCAAUUAGCUAAGAGUGAUAAAAAUAAAGAAAUUUUGGCAGGACACCUUAAAUUAAUAUUUCAGGCAAUGAAUGAAGCUCUAAAUGAAACUGAACAACAACAUGCUUUGAAUUGUCUUUGGACUCUAUCAUUCAAUGAAAAAUGUAGAGAUUAUAUUAAAAGACCGACAAAUAUAAGAAACUUAGAGAAUGUGUCUAAACAGGGAAAAAGUAUAGCUUGCCAACGAUUAGCCAACAAUGUCCUUUUUGAAGUGAGAAAAGCUGAUAAAAUUAUUGAAGAAAUUAACACACAGGCUGGUGAGAUCAAAGGUCAUGUUAUGCUGAGCUAUAGUUGGAAAUUUAAAUCAAUCGUUUUUAAAAUUCGUGAUUUUCUAAGAAGCAAACAAUACAAUGUUUGGAUUGAUGUCGAUUCUAUGAAGGGUUCAACGAUUGAUUGUAUGGCUGAAGCUGUGGAAAAUUCCAGCAUUGUUAUUGUUUGCUUUUCGCACAAAUAUAAGGAGAGUACGCCGUGUAGAAGUGAAGCCGAAUAUGCUUAUCAUCUUAAGAAAGAGAUUAUUCCAGUUAAAGUUGAGAAAGAUUAUAAAGCGGAUGGAUGGCUCGGUUUUAUAGUAAAUACAAGGCUGUGGAUUGAUUUUACAAAAUCAGAGGUCAGCGUUGCGUAUGAAAAACUUUUAAAUCAAUUAGGAUCUAAAGGAAAGCGAAAUAAUAAUGCCGUCCCACGAAAAGCGGUAAUACAAGAGAUUAAAGCUGAACCUUCAUACCAAUCCAACACCAAUUCUGAAACAAAAAGUGUAAAAGACUGGACAGAAAAAGAUGUCCAAAAUUUUAUUAUCAAUGAAUGUGGAUUGAAAAAAUAUGGUUAUCACUUCAAAAAUUGCUCUGGUCCCGAAUUAUUAGAGCUAAAAAGACUAAGUGAAUUAAGUCCGGGAUCGUUUUACUCUUCUAUAAAAACCGAUUUAGGAUUACCGUUAAUCGACGCUAGACAGUCCACGAAAUCAGAUUGGCCGGAACAGAUAAAGAAUUUCGCGACAGAUGGAUUAUUCGUAGCUUUACUGACGGAAUGGAAAACUAGACAGCUACCUCUUGAAGACAUAUUUUCUAAUACUGAUUUAAUUCGUGACUUACCAACGUUAUUCAUAGAUCUCCACGAAAGAUUUUUGAUUAAGGAAACCGAUUUUAUAUGCUCAGCUAUUGAAGAUAUAUGUAUAUUUUUUCUAUCGGCAACACAUUAUUCUAGUGUAUUUUGUAAAAGAAUUUUUCAAGAUGGUUGUAUUGAAUAUAUGAUAGAAAAAGUAUUAUCUCAUUCAUUAUUAUCAAUUGAUAACUUGUUAAAUCCGCAAAAAGUAAAAAAUAAUAAUUUACUCAAUUUUAAAAGCGCCUUGAUAUUUCGUUAUAUUGGUAUUCUACAUAAUAUACUCAGACUGAAUGAAGAUCUAAGAAUUCCAGUGAAAAAUCUUGGUACAUUAGAUUUAAUGAUUGAUAUGAUACAUCAAUCAGUUUAUUAUACAGAGUCCGAAGCUAGUAGGUUCCUUAAAGUUUUUUGUUACAUAACUUUAGCAUAUUUAUUGGAUGAAACUGAAGUUAAUCUCAUGCAAACUUGUUUACAAACUUUAAAUUUUAUAAGGGAUAUGCUUAAAAGAGGUCUUGAAAAGGCUGACCAUCAGUCUGAAUAUGGUUUUUAUGUUGAUGAAACUCUACACGCGAUAAAUCAAUUGGCGAAGAAUGAUGAUAAUAAGAAAUUAAUGAAAGGUUAUAUACCAUUAUUGUUUAGGGUGAUAGAACAUUCUAAUGAUGUUGAGGAACGAUGCGCUUUAGAUUGUUUAUAUACUCUCUCUUUUGAUGAUGAAUGUAAAACUGUAAUAAAGAAAGAAGGUUAUAUAAGAAUAUUACAGAAGUUGUCUGAAUAUCAUACAAAUACUGAUAGAAAAGAUAUAGUUAAAGCAAUUCUUUGGGAAAUUGAUGAAAAAUACAGAAAGGAGUUGACACUUUCAAAUAAACAAUCGAAAAAAUUUGAUUUUAUGCUUAGUUAUCAAUGGCAAUAUCAAAAGGUUGUGAUGAAAAUCAGCAAUUCUCUCAAAUCACUAGGAUAUAAGGUUUGGUUAGAUAUUGAACAAAUGAAUGGUUCAACAAAUGAAGCUAUGGCGUAUGGUAUUGAAAGUUCAACGAUGUUUAUUAUGUGCUUUUCGAGAUCGUACAAAAAUAGUAACAACUGUAGAAGAGAAGCGGUAUACGCCAGUGCCCUAAAUAAGGUGAUAAUUCCUUUAAGAAUGGAGAAAUACUAUCAGGGGACUGGAUGGCUUGGAAUAAUAAUUGGAGAUAAGUUAUGGGUAGAUUUUUCAGAUUUAGAGAAAUAUCAAUCAUCUUUUAAAGGUCUUACGCAUCAAAUAGAUAUCCUGAAACAUAAAGAUCAUAGCAAUAUUCCGAUUACCACUAACCCUUCACCUAUAGAAUCAAACAAUCCUUUAGAGUGGCCUAAAGAUAAGGUUCAUGAUUUUAUUAAAAACGAUUGCGGGUUAAAGGAAUACUCUUAUCACUUCGAGGAUCUUACUGGCGCAGAAUUAUUAACGUAUAAAACUCUAUGCCAAGAAAAUCUUAACAAUUUUCUCUUAUCAUUAAAAGACGAUUUGAAAAUCCCGUUUAAAAAUGCAAUGAAAUUUUCAACUAGUUUAAGACAGUUAAAAACUGAUUAA